CUGCGAUGUCAGGCUCAGGAUCUGGACAUGAUGCCGGACGCGUUUGACGAUCAGUACCUCUGCUGCAGGGAUGACAUGGAGCGUGAAGCGCCAAAGAUACUGCAGCAGGAAAAGAGACAUAGCCAGUUUGCUGCAUUGUGGGAUACCGCAUGGAGAUACUGGCAGACAGAGAAAGGAGGAUUAGUCCUUCCUGAGAAGUUUAGAGAUGAGUACGGAACAGCUGUUGCGUUGUAUACAAUGGCAAGCCCCAUCUACAGCCAGCUAAACAGGAACGUGUCCAUCGCUGGGCGAUCCAGAGAUUAUUACAUGAACAAUUUCCACUUUAAAGCUCUUCACUUCUACCUGACGAGGGCAUUACAGGUCCUGGGGAAAGGCUGUGCUCAGAGGUACCAGGUGUACAGGGGGAUAACACGCACCUCGAAUGUACAUAACAGAUACAGAUACGGACAGUUUACAUCAUCAUCUCUCAGCUACAAUGUAGCUCAACGCUUUGGAACAGCAACUUUUUUUCAGAUGUCAACCUGUUUUGGAGCAUCAAUUGCCGACAUUUCGUACCAUAAAAAUGAACAAGAAGUCUUAAUUCCUGUCGCAGAAACAUUUAACAAAAUAAAACAAACAGGAAACACGUAUGAGGUGACGAGCACCGGGCAACUGUGCAGCUACUAUGACUGCGCUUACCUAGGAGGUGAGUGUGACAUCACUGAGUAUCCCUGGGCACUGAGCGUGAUGUCACUGAGUGUACCUAGGCGCCUCUGCAAAUGUGGGAUGAGUAGCAGAAGUGUAGCUGGUGCCACAGAAAUUGAGGAUGCCACUUUAGAAGUGCAACAGGAUGAGGAAGAUAUUUGUGUAGCUGAUAACCAGUGCUAA
Pseudophryne corroboree (corroboree frog) is the source of this 867-nucleotide messenger RNA. RefSeq names its product ecto-ADP-ribosyltransferase 5-like. Gene Ontology annotation, molecular function: NAD+ poly-ADP-ribosyltransferase activity; NAD+-protein-arginine ADP-ribosyltransferase activity. The record is from RefSeq and is a predicted model, not a curated record. Lineage: Eukaryota; Metazoa; Chordata; Amphibia; Anura; Myobatrachidae. The transcript has 2 exons. The annotation marks the transcript as partial.